AUGGCAGACGACAAGGACUAUACAGCUGUUCCACCACCCGAAUUGUUAUCAGCUCCUAAGCAGCCUUUGGAUUUCAACGAUGCACUAUCGAAAGCAAGAGCCAUUGCUGAAAAGCUCAAACAACAACGACCUGCAGCAGCUCCACCUUCAGCACCAUCAGCAGGUUCGAAGCGUGGCUAUUACGAUGAUGGCUAUGAAGAUCAGAGCUACCAGUAUGGAGAGCGCGAAGAUCGUGAGCCUAAACGAGGCAUGUACGAAUCGCAAUAUGACUCUCGGCGAUAUGGUUUGGGCUCUGAAGAGCGAAGAGGUCCUACAUCAACGUCCUACAUGAAUGCCGGCCCAGUUAUCCAAGACGAACUGAUGGUCCCUAGUCAUAUGGUUGGCAUGGUCAUUGGUCGAGGAGGUGAUAGCUUACGUCGUAUUGAACGUCUCUCUGGAGCCAAGGUUCAAUUUGCUGAAGAUAUGGGUGAACCUGAUCGUCGUGUCAACAUUACUGGUGAACCAGACCAAGUCAAGAUUGCCAAAGACAUGAUUCAACAAGUCGUGGAUGAUACGCAUGCACAAGAAUCAGGUGCUCCUGGAAGCGGUGCUAAUGCAAGUGCCGGUGGUGCUGGCAACAUGGGUGCUGGUUAUGGUGGUCGUAGCACAAACAGCAUGUCAGUGCCAUCUUCCAAGGUUGGCUUGAUCAUUGGUCGUGGUGGUGAAACUAUUCGUGAUCUUGAAGAGCGUAGUGGAGCAAAAAUCACUGUAACUCAAGAAGGAGAUCGUUCGGGUGAACGUACUAUCAGCUUGAUUGGUCAUGAUUCUGCUAUUGAACGGGCUCGCAAUCUUAUCCUUGAUAUUGUCAAUGAUGAAGGUCACGGCACUACCGUAACAUCCAGCCGCGAUUGGAGUGCAUAUCGUCAACAACAUGAACCAGCAGAGGGUUAUGGUCGUCAUUCCAACAGAUAUGGUAGCCGUGAUCGUGAUGAUGGUGCUUAUGGACCACCUCCCACUGAUCGUUACCGUGGCCCCAGCAGUGGAGGUGGUGGCGGUGGCGGCGGCGGUGGUCGUUAUGGGGAUGAACGUGAAUCGAUUCAAGUACCUAAGAGUGCUGUUGGUUUUAUCAUUGGUCGAGGUGGUGAAACGGUACGAUCGUUGCAGGAUCAAUCUGGCGCAAGAAUCAAGGUCGAUGCCAAUGGGGAUCCUAGUGCACCUGAAAGGACCAUCAACAUUUUCGGAAACCCGGACGCCGUUGCUCAUGCCAAACAACUCAUCAUGGACAAGGUUGCGGAAGGAAAUGCUAAUCGAGGUGGUCAUGGAAGAUAUGAAAGAAGUGGUGAGAGGGAACAUCGAGGCUACAACAACAACCGUUACAACAACCAUCAGCAACAAGACUACUCGGCUUCUACAUCCAAUGACUAUUAUUCGCAAUAUCAAGGUUACUAUGCACAAUAUGGAUAUGAUCAAUAUGGCGGUGGUCAAGAUGCACAGGGAUAUCAAUAUGGUGGUUAUCCGUAUAACUAUGAAGGAUAUGGUCAGUAUGCCGCUGAUGGAAAGGAUGGAAAUGCAGCAGAAGGCGAGUCAAACGAGGCUGGGCAUGACAACAUUGGACAGGGAGGAGAUACCAAGGAUGAAAACAAUACCAGCACUAGCCAGGCCGCAGCCGACUACUAUGCACAAUAUUAUGGCAGUGGUGGUGGUGGUGGUGAAGCAGGAGGCGAGGCUGGUGCUGAUCAACAACAAUGGAAUCAGGAUGCGUACUAUCAAUGGUAUCAGCAAUAUUAUGGCGAUGGACAGCAAUAUCAAGAUCAACAGCAGGUCGAGGGACAACAUCACCAAUCGGGUGAAGGUGCCCCAGAGCAAUGA
Lichtheimia ornata is the source of this 1848-nucleotide messenger RNA. RefSeq lists its product as uncharacterized. The coding region runs from base 1 to 1848 and encodes 615 amino acids. Gene Ontology annotation, cellular component: nucleus; cytoplasm. Gene Ontology annotation, molecular function: mRNA binding. Gene Ontology annotation, biological process: regulation of gene expression. NCBI's taxonomy places the organism in Eukaryota, Fungi, Mucoromycota, Mucoromycetes, Mucorales, Lichtheimiaceae. The transcript is spliced from 10 exons. The record is from RefSeq and is a predicted model, not a curated record.